UUAUGUAUGACCACAUCAUUAAGAAGAAUACCAGACAAUAUUCCACAAGAUAUUAAAAAGAUUAGGAUUGAAAAUUCCCACCUCACAGAGUUACCUCAUGGAUCAUUUUCCAUACUGACAUCAUUGGAAUACCUGUGGCUUAACUUCAACAACAUUACUAUUAUGCACAUCAGAUGUCUUGAAAACCUGGGAAACUUGACUGAACUACGGCUGCAAGGAAACAAGUUACGUUCUGUACCCUGGACAAGCUUCCAGGAUAACCCACACUUAAAAAUACUGGAUCUGAAGCAUAACAGACUGGAUGUUCUUCCAGAGUAUGCACUACGAUAUCUGCCCAGCCUGACCUACUUAGAUUUAUCCUUCAAUCAGCUUACCAUCAUUUCUAAAGAUGUCUUCCUUAAUUGGCCUUUAUACCAGAGAGUUCAUGUGUCUGAACAAAAAGUAGAUGCUACACCAAAUGUUGUAGUGGCUCUCCAUGGCAACCCUUGGAUUUGUGACUGUCGCCUUAAAGGUUUUGUUCUUUUCAUUAAGCUGGUUGGGCCACCUAUUAUUCUGAUGAAUCCCUAUUUGACAUGUACAGGUCCAGAGUUCAGAGCUGGCUCAUUUUUUCAUGACAUAGAACUAAAGGACUGCAUGAAACCUUUGUGCACUUCUCCUGUAUCUAACAUCACAUCGCCUGUAGGUUCAAACAUUGCACUUACGUGUUUGGCUACAGCAAGGCCAACUCCAGUUAUCUGGUGGACACAUGCACUGAAAGUUAUAAAAGGAUUUAAUGUGACCCUUAUUCAUGUUGAUGAAGACACAGUCAAGUCGGAGUUGAUUAUUCCUUCGGUGCAGUCUACAGAUGGUGGACAUUACAGCUGCAUAGCUACUAACUUCAUUGGUAACUCUUCAGUUGAGAUAGUGCUCAGUGUUAUGACCCCAGAAACAGCUGCUCCAUCCGUUGCUCUGUCACCAUCUUCAACAUCAGAAGAAAACAUAUACAUAGAUAUAAAAAUCACAAAGCAAACAGUGUAUGGAAUAAUCUUAGAAUGGUAUGCAGCAGUCGAUAAUCCAGCUGAAACGUGGUACACAGUUCAUUUUGGCAGAUAUGAAACUGCUAGAAAGGCAACCAUCUCAAUUGGGCCAGGCAUCAACAGCUAUGCUCUAAAUGAUUUAUUACCAGCCACAAAAUAUGAAGCAUGUGUGGCUUUAAGGAAUCAGCCUCCUCAAAGAGGCCAAUGCAUAGUUUUUGUGACUGGUAAUGAUGUUAGCGAGCUGGAACAACGAGAAAAGUUAAUUCACAUUAUUGUCAUCGUGUGUGCCAUGGUGCUUGCAGUUCCAGCGGGAAUGUAUGCCUGUACAGCUGAAACUCGGUUUAACUGCAUUGAAAAGUGCUCAGAAUUAUUUAAGAGACCCCAACGUGGUGAAAAGGCAUUAAAAGCAAAGGAAAGGGAAGGUACAUUUGAUAGCCUACAGACUGCCAGUGAUGAAGGCCUUUAUCACGACUCCAGUGAAGACAAAAGAAGAAGACGAAGAUCAGAAGAUAAGGCUAACAAAAAUAAAACAGAUCAAAGGAACAAUGCUGAACUCUAUUAAGCUUGACCAUGUUGUGAAAGUUUGCAUCAGUACUUAGGCUCACAACAUAUGCUUUCAAUAUCCACUUCCCUAAAUGUGAUUGUUUCAUAGGAUACAGCUACUUUGUUAUUAUGACUAUAUAGUUUCCACACUGGAAUAUACUUUGUUUUGAUGGCUUGUGGUAUGUAAAUUCACAUUUUUUAGCUACAGUAUAAGACAAAACACGUGAGGGGAGCACUCAGACUAAAACAAGAUGUGUAUCCCUGCAUGUUGGUGGUACACCAUGAAAGAUGAAGGAAAGAGGAAUUAACACAUAUGUCAUGAUCACUCCAUGACUCACAUUUAGCCCCAUAUACAUGAUUUAGUUUUGCAUUUGGUGGUUUUAUCAUGGGCUGUUAAAUUCUUAUGAAAAUUCAUUAAAAUCUUAUAGAAUAUAAGUUGGUCUGUUUUUUAAAAGUUCCUUUAAGUCUACAUACUCUGUCUACAGAUAAUAUGAAUAUGUUUAAAU
This is a messenger RNA of Protopterus annectens (West African lungfish), 2065 nucleotides long. It is a transcript of the gene LRIT2, whose product is annotated as leucine rich repeat, Ig-like and transmembrane domains 2. NCBI's taxonomy places the organism in Eukaryota, Metazoa, Chordata, Ceratodontiformes, Protopteridae. The record is from RefSeq and is a predicted model, not a curated record. Gene Ontology annotation, molecular function: protein binding. The transcript is spliced from 2 exons. The coding region runs from base 7 to 1578 and encodes 523 amino acids.